This is a messenger RNA of Dendrobium catenatum, 1898 nucleotides long. RefSeq names its product sucrose transport protein SUT1. The coding region runs from base 299 to 1801 and encodes 500 amino acids. Lineage: Eukaryota; Viridiplantae; Streptophyta; Magnoliopsida; Asparagales; Orchidaceae. Gene Ontology annotation, biological process: sucrose transport. Gene Ontology annotation, cellular component: plasma membrane. The transcript is spliced from 14 exons. The record is from RefSeq and is a predicted model, not a curated record. Gene Ontology annotation, molecular function: sucrose:proton symporter activity.
CCAGCUUGAAGCCCAGGGACAAUCUGACGGAUCUUAACCUACGGUAGCUACGAGCUUCCUCCACGAAUGGAACGCCAACUGCAAUGGACUAUCCGCCGCGCGAAAAAUUCCUUCGAAAUGCUUUGCAGUUACGAGCUAUCAAUUCGUUGGAACAGCGCAUUAUGUAUAAAAAUGGCAUUCUGUGUUCUCUCUGGCGGUGGCCGUCGUUUUCUCUCCGAUCCGAAUUGACAAAAAGACGAGGAGAAUUCAAACCCGAUUCCAAAACCUAGGACCUGUUGAGAUCGCCGGCGAGGAAGAGAUGGGGCCCAGGAAAGGAGGAGGGGUGGCGGCGCAGCCGGAAUUUAGCCUGGCUAGGCUUUAUUUCUGUUGCAUGGUCGCCGGAGGGGUACAGUAUGGCUGGGCUCUCCAGCUUUCUCUCCUCACUCCCUAUGUCCAGACGCUUGGGAUACCACAUUACUUGGCUUCCGUUACGUGGCUUUGUGGACCCAUUUCAGGGCUGCUUGUUGCACCUACUGUUGGUUUAUUGAGUGAUAGAUGCAGAUCAAGAUUUGGCAGAAGGAGGCCAUUUAUUCUUGCUGGAUGUAUUACUAUCUGUGUUGCUGUGAUUUUGAUUGGGUUUUCAUCAGACAUAGGAUCUGCAUUGGGUGAUACAAUGGAGAAUUGCAGCACAUAUAUUGGUCCUCGAUGGAAAGCUGCUAUUAUCUAUGUGGUGGGUUUUUGGGUUCUCGAUUUUGCUAACAAUGUCGUACAGAGUCCAACACGUGCAAUGAUGGCUGAUCUCUCUGGAAAACAUGGAUGUAAUGCAGGAAAUAUAAUCUAUGCCUUUUGGAUGGCCUUUGGAAAUGUCCUAGGCUAUUUAUCUGGGGCUGUUGGAGGCUGGUAUAAAUGGUUUCCUUUCCUAAUGACAAAUUCUUGUUGUGAAGCCUGUGCUAAUUUAAAGGGUGCCUUCUUGGUUGCAGUUGUUUUCCUGUCUCUUUGCUUAACGGUGAGUCUAACAUGUGCAAAAGAAGUUUCUCUCUCUGAAUUGGACCCGGCAUCUGUGUGGCAGGAAAAUUAUGGAUUACUUUCUUUGUUAAAAGCCUUUAAAAGCUUGCCAGUUGGAAUGUUGUCUGUGCUUCUUGUGACAUCUAUUACUUGGAUGGCCUGGUUUCCCUUCCUUCUUUAUGACACAGACUGGAUGGGACGAGAAAUCUACCGUGGUGAUCCCAAUGGAACAAAGGCUGAAAUUGAUGCUUACAACAACGGUGUCCAACAUGGUGGAUUUGGCUUGCUCCUGAAUUCGAUUGUUCUUGGGGUCAGCUCAAUUUUUCUUGAGCCUAUUUGCCGGAAAUUCACUUCAAGGAUUGUUUGGGUCCUUGGCAACUUCACCGUUUUCAUUGCCUUGGUCGCAAUUACAAUUCUAAGUCUGAUUUCUAAGAAUCUACAUGCUGAAAGCAUGAGUACUGUAUUUGGAGAACUUGGAGUAAAAAUUGGAGCUUUGGUUAUCUUCGCAGCUCUUGGGUUUCCUCUAGCUAUUCUGUUUAGCAUUCCCUUCGCCAGUGCGGCGCAGCUUGCUGUGAACGAGGGAGGCACCAAACAGGGACUGUGCAUUGGUAUUUUGAACAUCUCCAUUGUCAUUCCCCAGGUGAUCGUUGCACUUGGUGCUGGUCCAUGGGAUGCUAUCUUUGGCACUGGUAACAUUCCAGCGUUUGUUCUGGCUUCAGCUUUUGCUCUAACAGGAGGCUUUAUUGCCCUUGCUGUUCUACCGAAGCCCCCCACAUCAUCCUUGAACUACGGAUAUGGGCCUGUGCAAGAUCGUUAAAGAAAAAAAACAUAUAGGAAAAAUAACAGCUGUAAUCAAAGAGCAUAAAUUCCUAUAUGAUUUGAUGAGAAUAUUACAUAAUAUAUAUAGCCAAAAA